AUGUGGAAAUAUUCAGAAUUUCGCAAGGAGAAUCCGAGCUGCUGCGGAAUUUGUGAUCUUGUUCCAGUAAAAAUGAAGGUUUUACCAGUAGUUCCGGACGAAAGGGCAACAGAGAAUGCACACCUUAGAGAAUUUCUAAGCGAUCGCGCCAAGAACAACAAUGGUAGAAACCAGGAUAAUGCGGAGCCAUCGAAGCCGGCAACAGGGUCACGUCGAAUGAUAAUCAAUAUGAUCUUCGGAGGGGACGAAGUCAAUGCGGUGACAUUUUCCACAGCAAAGAAAAUGAUGAUAUUAGUGACUCAUGGCAAGAGGAUCCGGGAGGUCUCGAAAGAUGACAUCACCUUCAUAAAAGGAGAUGUUGAUGGACUUCUUUUGCCGCACAAUGACGCGCUUGUAAUUUCACUUAAUGUUUUAGAUUUCAAAAUUAAGCGUGUUUUGGUUGAUCUAGGAAGUUUGGCCAAUAUCAUACAAUGA
Molecule: messenger RNA, 474 nt
Organism: Nicotiana tabacum (common tobacco)
Lineage: Eukaryota; Viridiplantae; Streptophyta; Magnoliopsida; Solanales; Solanaceae
Source: RefSeq, a predicted model, not a curated record